This is a messenger RNA of Spodoptera exigua (beet armyworm), 1323 nucleotides long. NCBI's taxonomy places the organism in Eukaryota, Metazoa, Arthropoda, Insecta, Lepidoptera, Noctuidae. The record is from the annotation of a GenBank genome assembly.
UAAUAUUUCAAUGUUGUUUUAGUGAUAUCGGCUGUUUAACAUAAUUGUUUUGUUUUUAGACCAUCUCUACUAAAGAGUACAAAUAAGUAUGGAACGAGUCCCUUCGUUCGAUUAUUUAUAAACGAACUCUUAAAUGUCACUGUCAGAUAGUCACUGUCAAGUUUACUUCGUGGAACUUGAUGCAAAUUGACUAUUUAUUAGUGUACUCGUUGUGUGUGUUUACGAGAUUUAUUUCAUUAUUUUAUAAUAAUUCAACACUCCUAAAAAUGUCGGAAAGAAAAGUGUUAAAUAAAUACUAUCCUCCGGAUUUCGAUCCUUCCAAGAUCCCUCGGAUGAAAUUAGCCAAAAAUCGUCAAUACACUGUACGAUUGAUGGCACCAUUCAACAUGCGAUGUGCAACAUGUGGCGAGUACAUUUACAAAGGGAAGAAGUUCAACGCUAGAAAAGAGGAUGUUGAGAAUGAGGACUAUCUCGGUAUCAGAAUUUAUAGGUUUUAUAUAAAAUGUACCAGGUGCCUGCAAGAAAUUUCUUUCAAAACAGACCCAAAGAACACAGACUAUGAGAUAGAGGCAGGUGCCACAAGAAACUUUAUGGCUCUUAAACUAGCUGAGGAGCAAGCUAAGCGAGAGGAAGAAGAACAAAAAGAAGAAGAAGCCAAUAAUCCCAUGAAGCUACUUGAAUACAGGACUGAGCAGUCUAAACAAGAAAUAGAGACUUUAGAAGGAUUAGAAGAGCUUAAGGAAUUGAAUAGAAGGCAGCAUGCAGUGGACUUUGAGGGAAUGCUUAAGCAGUACCAACCAGAGACAUCGGAUGAACGGAGAGCCCGUGAGGAGAAGGAAGACGAUGAGUUUAUUAAGUCAGUAAAAUUCAACAAUCCAUCAAUGAAAAAGGUGAUAGCAGAAGAAAUAAUUGAGGAAGUGAAAGAUGAAGAAGACAGUGGACCUCCAGCCAAGACUUCUAGGAUAGAAAUAAUACCGCAGCGAACAAGCAGUUUGAAAAAGGCAGAAUCGUGGAACAAAAGUAUAGGAGUGCUAUCUAAGAAGUCAGCGUUAUCGAACUUAGUGAAAAGUAAGAAGGAUAAUGGUUCAAGUGUUUCGACUACUAGUGUAAGUACUGACAUAUCAAGUAAAGUGACAACGCCGGCCUCCGGGCUCUCGUUGCUAGCAGACUACUCCGGUAGCGACAGUGAUUCCCAAUAAUGUAAAUAACAUACAUAAUAUAUGCUAAUAUAGGAUUGGAAUUCGAUCUUAGUAUAUCAUUGAAAUCAUCCCAUUGACAUUUUUGUUUGUUAGUUUAUUAUUCAUAAAGCUGUCGAUUCUAGCC